AUUGGUCUAUUCACUCUAACACGUCCUCAGUCAGGACCUGCCCAUUCGUCACAAUACGAGCUGCUGUCAGAAUCCGCGAAGCCUCGUCCUGGUGCAAGUUUGCUUCAUAUCGCCAUCAAGAAUGGUUCCGGAGGCAUUGCCCACGCUCUAGUUGUUGGUGGCGGAGCUGAUGUUGAUGCACGAGACGUUGCCAACGGCGAUCGACCCAUUCAUUGCGCCAUUAGGGGACGUUCUGUCUCAAUGUCGCGCAUGUUAUUGCACCAUGGUGCCAGGCUGGACCUACGAAAUGACGCGGGCCUGACCCCGCUAGAUCUUGCUGUGAGGAUGCAGGAAGAAGACAUUGUAGAGUUGCUAAUUGAAGGUGGCGCUCGAGUCUUGUGA
Molecule: messenger RNA, 381 nt
Organism: Verticillium alfalfae VaMs.102
Lineage: Eukaryota; Fungi; Ascomycota; Sordariomycetes; Glomerellales; Plectosphaerellaceae
Exons: 1
Molecular function (GO): protein binding
Source: RefSeq, a predicted model, not a curated record